This is a messenger RNA of Belonocnema kinseyi, 1712 nucleotides long. RefSeq lists its product as uncharacterized. The record is from RefSeq and is a predicted model, not a curated record. Lineage: Eukaryota; Metazoa; Arthropoda; Insecta; Hymenoptera; Cynipidae. The transcript has 5 exons. Bases 261 to 1532 code for a protein of 423 amino acids.
AAUUUCGAGAUAUUAAUCGAAAAUGGCGCCAUGUACUUUUGAAUAAUUCGAUAUGUAAUAAUAUAUUAGUAGUAAUUGAUCACUCUUCGGAAAAUGAUAAAGUUUGAUUUUCUUUCUUUUAAAUUUUCUAAAUAAUUUAGUCACCUCAACUUAAUUUUCUGCAUACGAUACUGACUUAACAGCUGUUGUCCAUCAUUCGGAGAAGCAUGUGGAGUUAAAAGACACGAAUCAACGCUUGUCUUUUGAAUUUAGCAUUCAAGAUGAGUCGAAACAUGGAUUUAUUAAACAGCGUAAGUGAUAGUUUCACUGAAAAAACUUUAGAAGAUAUUUUAGCGAAAGCAACAAAAGAUGAAGGUCAGGAUGUGAGAAUUUUAUCCUGGGACUUUGGAGAAGCCAGUGCAAAAGGAGACAGUUAUUUAUCCACUGUCAGCAGAAUUCUUGUCAAAGGAGAAGUUAAUGGAAAACCGACUGAAGUGAAAUUGGUUGUAAAAUCAUUGCCAAAAAAUCUAGGAAGAAGAAAGACAUUCAGAAGUGCUGAUUUUUUCUACAAUGAAAUCACCUUUUAUGAAGAGGUAAUUCCCACAUUUGAAAAAUUCAUAAAAAGCAAAGGCCAGCCGCAAUUGUUAAAUAUUCCUCGUUGCUUGGCAUCAUUAAUAGAUGGCGAAAAUGAUUUUAUAGUUUUGGAAGAUGUUACUCCCUUGGGAUUCAAACCAGUCACGAGGCAAAAUUCUUUAGAUUUUGCCCAGUGUUGCUUUAUUUUGGAAGCAAUGGCUAGAUUUCACGCAGUAUCCUUGGCUUUCAAAGAUCAAAAUAAACAGGAGUUUGAGAUCAUGAAAAGCAAAAUUAAGGAGACAUACUUUGCUGACGAAUUGUGGGAGUGGUAUAAACGAUUCCAUGGUUAUUCUAUAAGAAUAACAAAAGAUGCAUUGGAAAAAGAAUAUCCAGGUAGUGAAGCUGAGCAAAAAUUCAAUUCCUACAACUUUGGCGAUUUGUAUUCUAAAAGUGCGGAAUUUUGUAAAAGGACAGAUUAUCCUACUUCUGUAAUAAAUCAGGGAGAUUCUUGGGCUCCUAAUUUUUUGGUGCAAGAAAUUGCCCCGAAUGAAAUGCAAGUUUUGAUGCUCGAUUUUCAACUAGCAAGAUGUGUGAGUCCUGUUUUGGACAUUGCAUUUUUGAUUUAUUCCUGUACAGAUAAACAGCUACGUGACAAACAUUUUGACGAAUUUUUGGAAAUUUAUCACAAGGAAGUCUCUAAAUCAAUUGAAUUGCUUGGAUCUAACCCUCAGAAAUUAUAUUCUUGGACUAUGUUUCAAAAUGAGGUAAAGGAACAAUUUAUCCACGGAAUGAUUUUUGCACUUGAAGCUAUUCCAUUUAGUAUGUUAUCAGAAGAGGACUCAUUUGAUUUGGAUGUUAUUGAAGGGGAGAAUAAAAUUGAUAUAGCGGACGUAUGGAAAGUGGAAAAUAUAAAAACCCCAGAAGGUCGACAACGUCUUGCGGAUGUGAUUGUUCAUGCUGAACAAAGAGGUUUUAUAUAAAAGUACAUCUAAUCAAUAAUUUUUCUAAUAAAUCACUAACUAAACAUAGAGAAUUAAUUAAAUAAUCAUUCCAUUUUUCUAUGAUAUUAAUAUUUUUAUACGCAGUAUGUAUGAAUCUUGUUCUAGUUUUAAUUGUGAAUAGACUAAUUUACAAUAACUGUAAAUUACUGACGAAAUAAA